UUUACGGAGACCUUUCAAGCGUCGACAUCACCCGAUACCGGACGUGUCCGUCUGCAUGUCUGCUUAACAGCUAUACCACUAGUGGUAAAUAAUCGGAAUUUGUUGAAACAGAUUCAGCUAGGAUGGGAAAUGCAGAGUCCACAGGUCCUGUAGACAUGGAGUCUGCAGAGGCAAAAUAUAUUCAACAAACUGUGGACAACAACUGUGUGGUCAUUUUCUCAAAGUCAUAUUGUCCUUACUGUGACGAGGCUGACAAAAUCUUUAAGAGACUACAAGUUGCUACCAAAAAAAUUGAACUGGAUGACAGAAAAGAUGGAGACGUGAUUCAGAAUAUUUUAGGACACAUGACUGAUGCAUAUACUGUACCACGAGUGUUUGUAAAUGGACGGUGUAUUGGUGGGGCUUCAGAAACCAAAGCACUACAUAAGAAAGGACAGUUAGAAGAACUUCUCAAACAGUGUAAAUGAAGAUUCACCGAAUCUAUAGACAUUUGUUAGAGUCUUGAUGUCGACUGUGGAUCUCCUACAGAUAGCCAGCCCUUCAACUGGUUUACGCAGAUAAUUGUUAAGUGAAAAACGGAUGUAUAGAGCAACACUGUACCAUACAGAUGUUUGCUGGGAAGUGUUAUGAUAUAUCAUGUUACAACAUAUAUCCUUAUUUAGAAAGCCACUUGGACUGUGUAGAACUACCAUAUUUCUGGGAGAAUGUUCAUGGUUUUGAUAUGUGUAUAAACAUAUCUGAUACAUUCAUCAAUUUCCUGUAAUUAAUGCCUUAUACUAUUUUAACUUAUUCAAUAAAGAGAAGACAAGGUC
This is a messenger RNA of Ylistrum balloti, 812 nucleotides long. Its product is annotated as glutaredoxin-2, mitochondrial-like. Bases 123 to 467 code for a protein of 114 amino acids. Lineage: Eukaryota; Metazoa; Mollusca; Bivalvia; Pectinida; Pectinidae. The record is from RefSeq and is a predicted model, not a curated record. The transcript is spliced from 3 exons.